Ixodes scapularis (black-legged tick) is the source of this 6397-nucleotide messenger RNA. RefSeq names its product adhesion G protein-coupled receptor L1. Gene Ontology annotation, cellular component: membrane. The record is from RefSeq and is a predicted model, not a curated record. Gene Ontology annotation, molecular function: G protein-coupled receptor activity; carbohydrate binding. Lineage: Eukaryota; Metazoa; Arthropoda; Arachnida; Ixodida; Ixodidae. Gene Ontology annotation, biological process: cell surface receptor signaling pathway; adenylate cyclase-activating G protein-coupled receptor signaling pathway. The coding region runs from base 1 to 3735 and encodes 1244 amino acids. The transcript is spliced from 18 exons.
AUGCAGAAAUAUCCAGCGUUUGUGUUCGAGUGUUUUUGUGGAAAUUCAACGGUGACCCGUCCUUUUCUCUUUAUCGCAGCAGGUGGCGCUGGCGGCGGUGCUGGCGGCGCGGGCGGCGGCUCGGUGUACAAGACGGCGUACGCGUGCGAAGGCAGUCAGCUGAGCUUCGCCUGCCCGGAAGGUCAGCUGAUCUCGCUCAUCCGGGCAAACUACGGCCGCUUUUCCAUCUCCAUCUGCAACGAGCACGGCACGCUGGACUGGAGCGUGGACUGCAAGUCCAACCGGUCCUACAACGUCAUCCGGGAAAGGUGUCACCUGAACACCAGUUGUCGGGUCCUUGUGGACAGCCUGACCUUCGGUGACCCUUGCCCUGGCACCUUUAAGUACUUAGAGGUGCAGUUCCGCUGUCAGCUAGAGUCUCCUACGACAACUUCGAGCACGACGCCAUUCUCGACGUCGACAACGUCAACCACAGCGCGCCCGCAUAUCAUCAUCCCAGCCACGCAGUACCAAAGGCCACCCGCGCCAUUAAUGCCAACAUCGCCGCCAAGUCCAGCCGUGCCAUCCACAACCAGGAACACGUUCGGCGACCGCCGCAUCCCAUCCUCAUCGACAACGAUGUCUGUAACGCCUACGACAUCCACAACGACGUCUGCGCCGCCGGUAGUUGAGCGGUCCUCUGCAAGACCACAAGGUCCAGGACAGAGCUUUGACCGAGACCGGCACCAUAACGGGUCCCAUAAGGACCAGAAGAGGCCCGAGACGGCGACGGAGACCGAGAGGCGGAAAGCCGUUCCCAAGUCUGGGACGAUGUCUGAAGAUGAGGAAGCGUCUUCGACGACCGUGGGCGGCGACGGUUGGGGCGGAAGGUUCGGUGCGGUGUCUUCGACGGAUAGGCCUAUCCCCAACGACGUUCCACCUUUAGGAAGAGGACGUUACCAGGAUCCUGACAGAGCGGUGGCCGCCGAGAGUGGCUUCCCCUUACUGCACCGGGACUUUUGUCCGCCGAUGCAGUCCAGAAACAGCUUCUGGAACUGGACACGUGCCGGUGACGUGGCUGUCCAGCGGUGUCCCAAUGGAGCCAUAGGUCACGCGAGAUGGAACUGCGCACCGGGAAAUCCGCCAUCGUGGGAAUCGGACGUUCCCGACUUGAGCGCCUGCUACUCCGUCUGGAUGGAGAACCUAAAAUCCAGGACGGAAGACGGCGAUUCGGUUGUCAGCUUGGCCGUGGAGCUUGAAGUGAUCACGAGGACCAAGUCGCUCCUGGGAGGUGACAUCCUCCAGACUGCCGGGGUCGUUCAGAGGCUGCUCGGACGGAUGACACGAAAGCUCGAGGACAUACCGGACGAGCGACAACGCUACCAGGUCGUCAAGGAACUGCUACAGUCGACGGUGGAGGUGAGCAGCAACCUCCUGGAGGACUACCAGAGGGACUCGUGGAUGGAACUGCCCCCGCGGGAACGUCGUCGUGUGGCCGGCGCUCUGCUCGAAGCCCUGGACAACUCGACCUGGCUUCUGGCCGACACCAGGAACGCCGCCUUCACCUUCUCCAGAGCGCAUGGCAACGUCUUGGUGUCUGUGCGGCUGGUGGAGACGUGGGCCGCGUCGGAGAUUCGGUUCCCGGCCCACGAGGACGUUCACGGGACCGUCUGGAUGAGGAUGCAAGACUCGCUCGUCUUCCCGCCCCAGGCACUGCUGGGAAGCGCACGUAACGGAGUGGUGAAGUUGGUGUUUCUCGCGUACCGCAACAUCGAGGAUUUUCUCGGUCCGGAGUUGCUGUCUUCGUCGGAAGCCUCUUCGUCGGACAGGAUCAUCAACUCGCGCGUCAUCGCGGCGUCGGUCAACAGCCACCACAUGCUCAAGCUUCACCAGCCUGUCCUCAUCACUUUUCAACACAGAGAGGUGGAAAAUGUCACGAAUCCAAGAUGUGUCUUCUGGAGCUUCGAUGCCGAGGAUUGGUUGACUGAGGGUUGCUGGCUCAAAGAAACCAACGAGAGUCACACCCUCUGCGCUUGCAAUCAUCUGACCAACUUCGCGCUGGCCAUGGAUCGCAGGCCACCCAAGCUGUCGGCAUCGGAGCAGAAGUUGCAGCUCGUCGUGUACGCGUCUUUUGCCACCUGCAUGGUCCUCUUAAUCGCAACGGGCCUGACCCUCCAAGCCUUCAGGUCCCUGAAAGGCGAGCGGGUGACCAUCCACAAGAACCUCUGCUUCUGCCUCCUGCUCACCGAAGCCCUGCUGGCCAGCGGACUCGGGGGCCAUCCUCACCGCGUCGUCUGCGGCGUCCUGGCGGGCUUCCUGCACUACUUCUGGCUCGCCUCGUUCUUCUGGGUCCUUCUGGGAGGCUUCCAGCUGUACACCGUGCUCCUGGACGUCCUCGGCACGGAGCCACCGUCGUCCAGACUGCGCUGGUACUACCUCCUGGCGUACGCGGCCCCGGCGGUUAUCGUGUGCGUGUCCGCGGGCAUCAGCCCCGUCAGCUACGGCGUGGUGCCAUUUGCGAGCGGUACCGGACGCGGCGCCUGCUGGAUCGACAUGGAAGGCUACCAGCUCUGGAGCUUCGUUGGACCCGCAGCCUUCUGCGCACUGCUGUGCUUGAUCUUUCUGGCACUGGUGUUCUGCAAGGCGCACCGCCGUGUGGAUCCUCACGCCACGCUCAAGAGCAAAGAACAGGAGAGGAUAGCAGGCACCAGAUCCCUGAGCGUGGACUCGUCGCUGGUGCUGGUCUCGCUGUGCCUGGCGAGCGCCUUCGCCCAGCUCUACGUGUCCCGAGGCACGCAGGUGCACAGCUGCGUCUUCGCCGUCCUCAACGUCGUCCUGGGCGUUGCCGUCCUCGUCUUCUGCUGCCUCAGGAACGACAAGGUGAAGCGGGCCCUGGGUCGGCGCCUGCCGUGCGGGUUCCCGGGCUCUCGCCUGGGCUCGUCGUCGGGCGGUUCGGGCCCCAGCCAAGACGCCGGCUCCCACCAGCAGGGGCUCUACGUGCACGCCAACGGCGUCGUGCUGCCCUAUAGUUCUACCCAACAGUCCUGGAGUUCACAGAAGGAGCACGAGUCGUCAGAGGUCACGCACGACAACAGGAACUGUGCCACACAAGGUCUCCCAUCUAUAGCCACGGUGACGAACAGCUACCAAGGUGAAGAACACCCCCUGCGGAGUUGGAUCUGCAAUGCCUGGCCCCCGGCGCAACAACAGGAGGCUCUACAGCAACCGCGAGGACCUCCCCCGGACUGCCUGCCCUACCUUCAAGGCCAUUGGCCGCCCGCGCCAUACCCACCUCACAGCGAGUCCUCCUGGAAACCGCCAGACGCCUACUCCAGGACAGACCACGUCUACGAGACCAUAGAUGAAGAGGUACCGGACUCGUGGCGGUGCCAGUCGCUCCAGCCACGUCAUGGUCCUCGGCAGAGCAGCUACAGGUCCUUAGGACGCCCUGCUGGUCUAAACAACGUGAACGCUGCGGCGGACAGGACUAUCCUCGGCUCGCUGACCGCGGUGUUGACGUCGUCCCCGAGGUCGAGGCAUCUGCCCAUCAUCGGGGACUCCUGUUUGAGACAACAGGUGGCGUACUCUGGCAUCAAGAGCCCGUCGGAGUCGGAGAGGUCCUCUAGUUCGUUGACGGAAGAGGAGAGGACCGAGUCAGCGGUCCUCGAAGACAGGUGUAGGGGACGCGACGUCUGGUCAUCCGGGGGGUGCCAGAGGUCGGACGUAUAUGUGCCCGAGGGUGUGGAACACUUUUGACGGCUUCUGGUCGCUGUUGUCCAAGAUAAGGCUUGAGGACUCUAAAGGAAGGAACAUUCGUAAAAAGGUAUAGCGGCCAGCGCGGGAUAUUUAUUACUAAGGAACGAGUCAUCGCGAAGAAGAUUUGUGUGCGCAUCGGACACGACGGAAGUGUUUUUCGUCUGCGUCGUGUGCUCUGCGGUUAGAUUCUUAACUAAAGACUUUGGCGUCUGUGUUCCAUGAUGCCGAUCGGGUGGCGUUCACCAUCACCGACUGUGCAUAUCGCCAGCGCUGUGUGGCCAAGAACUUCUUUUAUCAUUAUUUUUAUUUUUCGGCGGCGAUGGACAUCUUUUGGACUCGUUUUAGCAAUUUUGCAGUUCGAGUGUUGCGACACGCGUGCAAGUUGAAAAUGACCCGAUUCCGAUCGCGUCAUUUUGUAAUAUAUCAUAUCAAAACGAAACAAACUUACAAAAAAAAGCAGCUGUUCCCUUCAAAGUUUUUUUUUUCUUUUCCAUCAAGCGAUUUACGGAAACUACGUGUUGUAUGAUACAAGUUCGUUGUUUUAUUUUAAUUAAUAAUAUUAUUUUGGUGUCGUGAGUGUGAGUGUACCUUCGACGAGUGAGAGUGUUGGAGAGAGUCUUGUGUCAGAUUUGGGUGGAUUGGGAGUUGCAAAUCGAUUUUUGUUUGAUGCAAGCUUUUCAAUGAGUCCGAUUGGAGUUUGUGCAUUUUACUUAUAUAUUUUUUUUUAUUAAACGCAAGUACAUUGUUUCACAACGCCGAGCAAGACUCACAGUCGCUAGUCAAGUGUGUUAUAAUUUUAGACAAACAAAACCAAUGUCGACAACGUGUUUCAGGCCGGUUAUUCCAGACACGUUCACACCUGACGCCGAUAUGCAAGCUAUGUUGCCCAACGUGAGAUAACAAAAAAAAUAUUUUCCAGCUUAGUUUUUUUUUAAUUUUCACGGACGUUGUUCCGUCCGAGUUUGCCUAAACUACCAACAAAUUGUCUGUCGCACGUUGGAGAGCAUCGCUGGCCAAUCGCUGGCCAAGUUUGAGCAUGUCUUUGGACGGCACACGCGCAAAAUUCACGAAACGUUCACCGAUAAGUCACCGCGUUUGGUGAAGCAAUGUAGUGUGCUGUUUCUUCCGCCUAGUUUUUUUGCUCCUGCGUCAUUUUUUUUAAAGUUUGUUUAUGUAACAUGUGGACGCGAAACUUUUUCUAGAAUUGAACUCCAUAGGGAAGGUGUUUCGACGCUCAAUUUUUAUGCAUUUAAAAAUAUUUUGUCUUGUGAGAAGCCAAACAUGCCAGCAUAUGAGUGUUUUUUUUAAUUUAUCGGGAAGAGUUACAUACUCAUUGGUGAAACAUUUAUUAUUGCACAUUACACGAAUCGUCUCGAUCAAGGAAUGUUCACCACUGCUGUGUUCUUCAUUUAGUUCGUUCAACACGACGACUGUAAAGUGUGACCAUUUGAUAACAUUUAAAACGAUGGUUCAAAAAAAAAAAAAAAAAAGGACUGCGUUUUAGGAUGAUUGAUUGUGACUAGCUAUUCUGUGCCCACUUUUAAUUAUAAGAAAUGCCGGCUCUUGCGAACGUCUGCGAGGAUCAGGGGAUGGCUGGGAACAUUCGCCUAACUUGUAAUUUAAUCACGAUACCUUCCGUGAAAUGUGCGGGCUGCUAUGUAAAGAGUGUUAAAAAGUGUGUCGGGUAUAAUUAAUUAUUGAAUAUUAAGGUGAAUCUUUGCGCCUAUGCUUGUACUUCACUCACCCCUGGGCCGGUACUGUUGUGGAAGGAGGGAUCUGUGUAAUGCAAAAAGAUAAUGUAUUUCGAACGCUGGGAGUAAAGUCUAAAAUGAACUCACGUAGCUAAGAGAACCUUUAAUACGUUUUAGCGCUUCCCAAGCAGCGUUGUACUUUUUCGGUGGGACGCUCAAAAACGGAAAAGAAGCAGCUCGGUUAACAAGACUUCACGCGAAACCAAAUUAUAAGUAUCGCUGCCAAAUUAUGAGCUUCGUUAAAAGCACGACACUGUUAAAAGUGCCUGAAUGUUAACCAUGUUGAAUGAACCCGUGACUGGAGAAGAGAAGAAACCUCAAAACGUAGAAGUUAGUUAGAAAUUAGGGACAAUUACUAAAUUACAGACCUCACGCGAGCAACACAAUAGUAGUAGUUGACGUGAUGUUCGAAAAAUUCGAGAACUCUGUAAACGCGAAAAACAAAACAAAACAAAAAAAGUUCUACCGUAACGCUGCUCAGGGGUGAACGGAGUACACGUCAUCGGUGUUGUUACGAUCAUCGAGUUAUUGUUUGGAGCAAAACUAGAACAAAGAAAGAGGAGAGCAUAGAGAGGAGGAGUUUGUACGAUACCGUUGAUGCGUCCCUCCUUUUCUUUAAUCACCGUCAAUUUCCGCGCGCGGUCGCCCAUUCUGUGAUAGCGUGGGCUGAGGCAGCCCACGACGAGUUGUCACUUUCGUCGGGGUUGACGCGACCGAACAGCCGCCAAGUAUGUAUACGUCUGCGCGACCUGUCAACAUGUGUGAAUGCGCGUGUGUUUGUGUGUUUGGUUGUCCGUGCGUUUGUUGUUGGCGUGCUGUGUUCUAUUGUUUUUUCUCGUCCGCGUUGGAAGUGAAAUGGCUUUUAAGAAGAGACAAACAAAAAGAGCGAAAUAAACUAUUUGUGUACUUAA